Durio zibethinus is the source of this 816-nucleotide messenger RNA. RefSeq names its product ethylene responsive element binding factor 4 (gene ERF4). The record is from RefSeq and is a predicted model, not a curated record. Gene Ontology annotation, molecular function: DNA-binding transcription factor activity; DNA binding. Gene Ontology annotation, biological process: regulation of DNA-templated transcription. Lineage: Eukaryota; Viridiplantae; Streptophyta; Magnoliopsida; Malvales; Malvaceae.
CUAUCCUCCUCAUUAUCCGUAACUUAAAUUCUCUUUCCUUCAUCUCACUAUUCUUUAUAAAGGAAAAAAAGAACGCCGGAAAAACCAUGGCUCCUAGAUCAAAACCCAGCCCGAUUAACCCGAAUCUCGACCCGAAUUCCAAGGAGAUCCGUUACCGGGGUGUUAGAAAGCGCCCAUGGGGCCGUUACGCCGCCGAGAUUCGGGACCCGAGAAAAAAGACCCGGGUCUGGCUUGGCACCUUCGACACGGCUGAGGAAGCAGCGCGUGCCUACGACACGGCGGCACGAGAGUUCCGUGGGGCUAAGGCCAAAACAAAUUUCAUGGAAAACAACGUCAACAACUUCACGCGCAGUCCCAGCCAGAGCAGCACCGUGGAGUCUUCUUCUCCGCCGCCGUUGGACCUCACUUUAGCCAGCGCGUGUUUUUCUCUCCCCGUGACGGCGAAUCGUCCGACGCUUUUCUUUGACGCCUUUGCUUCUGCCGGUUCGGGUUGUCCCGACUCAGGUGGGGCCCAGAGCGAUUCAGAUUCGUCGUCUUCGGUUGUUGAUUUUGAAGGAGGGGCGCAACGAAGAGUGCUUGAUCUUGAUCUUAAUCAGUUGCCAGCUGAGAUGGAAUGAUACUUCUGUUUUUGCCGGAUAUCGUUUUGAGCUUUGAUUCUCUGCGUUUUUGGCUUUCCUUUGUUUUUUUGGGUUAAAAGCUGACAUGUAAUGUAUAUAAGGAAAAUGUAACUUCUAGAGUUCUAUUUUUGGCAACUUUGAGAAAAUUUUCUCAUUGUUGUUUCUACUUUAUUAUAAUUAAAUUUAAAUCAUAAUGUUA